AUGGAUGCCGACGACCAGGACCGCGGCGAGUCUUCGUCGGCUCUACCGUCCCCGACCGACACCCGCGCGCCCACUCGCUUCACCUCUCUGGCUGGGGGCCGCGAAGGCGACAACAACAGCAGCAACAAUCUGUCUGAGAGCUUCCAGUCGACCGACACGGGCUCCUCCCAAUACUUCGACAACUCCUCAACACCCACCCAAGACCGGCCUCCGCAACGACUUGGAAAUACGCCGAACCUUGCCGCGGCCCGCUCGCCACUUCUCGGCCCCGACCGUGGUCGCUCACGACCUCGCAAGCCCGCCUUGUCACGACGCGCCUCGAGCAAUGUCCAGGCACCCCACCGUGGCAGCGUGUUCUCGGUUGAUGACGCCCCAAGCGAGGUGCAGGCCGACGUGGCCGAACGGCAGAACACUUACGCGCAACCCACGACACUACGCCGCCGUGGCGUCGUUGGUACUGGUGCGCCGCUAAGCCGCAUACACUCCAACUCUGACAACAUUGACCAGGAGGGCGAAGCAGCGGUGGGCCCUACCUCCACGACCUCGAGAUCUGUGACAACGCCCUACAGCAAUGCCAACCCCUCCGAAACGGGAUUUUUCGACUCGACAGGCAUCGACGCCGACGGCAACGGCAACGAGGACGAUGACGAGACCAUCGAUCGCAGCUUCGUGAUCGACCGCAGCAAUGCAGGCGACGAUCUCGACGAUGAGGACCGAGACGGUAACCACCACGGCGGUGACGAUGACGAUGACAAUGACGACGACAACGACGACGAUCUCAGUGACGCCGAGAGCUUCACGCUCAAAGACCGCCAGCAGGCCAUCAACGAGACUCACCCGUUUGGUAUCCGUCUGUGGAAACCUGCACUAUACAAGAAGGACCGGUCCGUCCAGAAGACAGCAGAGGGCGACAUUCACUCGUCGCCCGGCGGCCAUGUCCACAACUGGCUGCUCUUUUUCAACAUCAUGUGGACUCUGUGCUUCGGAAUGUGGCUAGCGCUGCUGGCCUUCUUGGGUGCUGCUGUCUGUCUCAUCUUUGCCGGCCUGCCGAGCGGCCGCGAAUACGGCCGUGUACUCUGGGGCCUCUCCGGCUAUCUGUUCUAUCCCUUUGGCAAGUUUAUCCGUCUCGAGCAGCAGGAGGCGUACCUGGACGAGGAUCUGGGUGAAGGCCGCAGUAUCAGCGAGUACGAACAGUGGCAGAACGGUGACCUUGAGUACGGCCGCCUGUUUUUCGGGCCUGAGCGCAACCGUUCCAUUGUUGGCCGCUCGCGCCGCAGUUUUGACUCCAUGCCGAAUGAGACCGACAGCCUCAUCCAGCACCGGACAUCGGUUACCCGUCACCAAGGCCGCUACGACGGACACGCUCACGCCCACGCCGACAGUAGAGGACACGGUGCUGACGACGAGUACGACAGCGACGACGAGGACGCAAGCAGAGACGGUGAUGCUGAACUGCCUCGCCUCAAACGUCGCCUGUUUGGCCGUGGGCAGUGGAACAUUGGCCGCGUCAUCUUCUUCUUGUUUUUCUACAUCCUGAUUACACCCGCUCUCUUCAUCGUGUCGGGUAUCUGUUGGUUCCUCGUCUUCUCCAUUCCCAUGGGACGCGUCACCAUCCUGCUGUUCGACCACCUGCGGCGGCAUCCUCUCGCCCUGACCUUCGAGUCGGACAUUGCCACCGCACGCGCUCCCACAGCACCCCAGUCGUCCAUUAUUGUGUGCACGUACCGGGCGGUGGGUGCCAAGUACUGGAAGUACACCGUCGACGGCACAAACAUCUUCUUGAUCAACCUGAUGGCCGUGGUCAUGUUUGUCAUCUUUGACUGGCUGGUCCUCGACGGCAUCCUGCAUUUGGAGAGCUUUAUCACGUCGUCCGCCUUCCUCUUCGUCGCCGCCCUGCUCUCCAUCAUCCCGCUGGCGUACUUCAUUGGCCAGGCUGUCGCCUCCAUUUCUGCCCAGUCGUCUAUGGGCGUCGGUGCCGCGAUUAACGCCUUCUUUUCCACCAUUGUCGAGGUGUUCUUGUACUGCGUGGCGCUCAACCAGGGCAAGUCCCAGCUCGUCGAGGGAAGCAUCGUCGGCAGCAUUUUUGCCGGUGUGCUGUUCCUGCCGGGCUUGUCCAUGUGUUUUGGCGCCAUCAAGCGCAAGACACAGCGGUUCAACGCCCGCUCGGCCGGUGUCACCUCCACCAUGUUGCUGUUCGCCGUCAUCGGCGCCUUCAGUCCCACUCUCUUCUACCAGAUCUACGGUACGCACGAGCUGAACUGCCUGGACUGUAUUAACAAUGGCGAUGGGGCCGGUGUGGGUGGCGGCGAUUCUAGUGAUUGUCGCCGCUGCUUCUUUUCCCAGACACCCUCCAUCGACGACCGUUUUUACCUGGAGGCCGUUCGCCCUUACUGCUAUGUGGCCGCCAGUCUCUUGUUCCUGUCGUAUGCCAUUGGUCUUUGGUUCACGCUGCGUACGCAUGCCGCCGUCAUCUGGAACACGGAGAUUGAAGAGAAGCGCCAGGAAGAGCUCGCAGGCACGGCCCCGCGUCAUAAUAUGGCGUCGACCGCCGUCGCAACUGGCGCAGCUGGCGCAACUGGCACGUCUGGUGACGCCACUGGUGUGGACAUUCGCGACUCCCACCUUUACCGCCGUAUACUAGGCCAGUCUCUCAAGCAGGUCGGACUGCAGCCGCGCCAAGACGGCAGGGCGAGUCGGGACGCCUCUGUCAGUGGCCCAAGUGGUUCUUCUACAGGCAACUGCGAUGCUGGUGCUGCAGCCACAUCCGGAGGCAAGUCAUCGUCCACCACGGCCAAGUCGUCGGGGGCCACAGGCACGACGGCUGACGACGGUCGCUCCUCUGUGCGUAUCGCCGGCUUUACGGAAGCCGAGAGCGACAACUUGGUGCACCAAGUGGCUGAGAUGGCCGCUACAGCGGCUACCAUCGCCGCCCGCGAUGCACGGCUUCCUCGCCGCGCAUCGGCUCGCGGAGCUUUUCCCACGACAGGCACAAUUGGUGGCGGAAGCACGGCCGGGGGUAACACCAUCCGCACCAACACCGUCCGCACGGCUCCCUUCCAUGACCCAUACGAGGGUGGUGCCAGCCUUGGCGUUGUUACGGGUGCAGCUGGUGAGGAGCCGGUGGCCCCCGGCGGUGGCGAGGCUGGGCACGGCGGCCACGAUGCCCCCAACUGGAGCCGGCGAAAGUCGGCCGUCAUUCUCAUGUGCGCCACAGCCCUGUACGCGGUCAUUGCCGAGAUUCUGGUGGACUCGGUUGACUUUGUCCUCGACGGGUUCUCGAUCGACCAGAAGUUUUUGGGCAUCACCCUCUUCGCCCUGGUGCCCAACACGACGGAGUUUUUGAACGCCAUCUCCUUUGCCAUGAAUGGCAACAUUGCCCUGUCCAUGGAGAUUGGCUCCGCCUACGCGCUGCAAGUGUGUCUGCUGCAAAUCCCAGCGCUGGUGCUGUUCUCGGCCAGCUUCCCGCCACCCGCCAACCUGGGCGACGACUUGUCCCGCUUCACGUUCUCUCUGCUCUUCCCACAGUGGGACAUGGUCACAGUCAUCCUGUGCGUCUUCCUCCUGAGCUACAUGUACGGCGAGGGGAAGAGCAACUACUUCAAGGGCAGCAUCCUGCUGCUCAGCUACCUGGUUGUCAUCGUCGGCUACUACUUUAGUGGCUACACCAAUCUCAAUAUGGAUGUCAGCACCAGCGGCCUGCGUCGCUUCGACACGAUGGGCCUCGAUGGUCAGUACAUGCCGUACAGCAAGUCGUUCAAGACAGUUGGCCGCAGCCGUAUGGGCGAGGCCUUUUGA
Sporothrix brasiliensis 5110 is the source of this 3795-nucleotide messenger RNA. RefSeq names its product Ca2+:H+ antiporter. The transcript is spliced from 2 exons. Gene Ontology annotation, cellular component: endomembrane system; membrane. Gene Ontology annotation, biological process: intracellular calcium ion homeostasis; calcium ion transmembrane transport. Gene Ontology annotation, molecular function: calcium:proton antiporter activity. The record is from RefSeq and is a predicted model, not a curated record. The coding region runs from base 1 to 3795 and encodes 1264 amino acids. NCBI's taxonomy places the organism in Eukaryota, Fungi, Ascomycota, Sordariomycetes, Ophiostomatales, Ophiostomataceae.